GGCGCGCUUUGUGGCUAAGUUGUGGCAUUUGUUUACUGUUAAUGAGUUGCGCUUCGUGUCGGCUCGCGCCUUUUGUGUUUGUUUUGUGUACGCUUACUAAACUAUUCAUAUAAUUUAUCGCGUCGAAAUUAAUGCCAAAUUUCGUUUGUUCAUUGAAUUGAGUGAUUCAAGCGAUUCAAGCGAUUUGAGUUUUGCGUGCCGUUGAAGGUGUUUUGGUGAUUGUGAAUUUUGUAAACGAGCGUGGACAUGAAGAGGUUUUGGAAUCUGCUGUAUUUCACCCUGUUGUGGCUGGGAACUAGCGUGCGAGCGCAUAGUUCGUUUUAUCGACGCGCUUAUUACAGUCCCAUCUCCUCAUCACCCACCCACUACUUCACCUCACAUCCCGGCAGUCAUGAGUUCAUGCCACUCUCGUAUGCUAGCGAUCUGCAUACCGAAGAGAGCAAACGCAAGGAAUCACCGAAGAAAUAUGCAAAGAAAAUCUCUUAUCGUCAUGUAGCUUCGGAGGAAGAAGACAAUUCCAGUGAACGCUAUGGUUCCAGUGAAUUCUCGAAUGAAGCGCAUAACUUCAACUCGAAGGAGAAUGAUAGUCGCGAAUAUACGAUUGGUACACAAAUACGCGUACAACACCCCAUAACUGUGCCCAAAAAGACCACUUCUUCUCACCCGAAAUACAGCACACAUUUGCCCAAUCAUUACAAAAGCACGACCUAUGCGGAUGUAAAUCUAUCGACCGAAGCACACGAUACAAAGUUACCGCCAUCUAAGAAACACAUUCACCAUCACAAAUAUACACAAUUCUAUGAACCGGAUCCCUUCCAUAUGGUAUCCCCACCGAAACCUACACACUCUUCCGUCUCACCGACACCCAGUCUUAGUUACAAUGUGUACGAACCCGAACAGGAUGAAUACAAUGUACAUCCAUCAAGUUCUAGUAGAGCUAAAGCUCAGCUGCGUGAUCGUUUCAAGGGUGUGGCAUCACAGAAGCAAAUUGAAAAAUAUUUGGAAGAUCAACAAAAGCUACUCGAUGAAGCGCUUAAGCUGCAAUUGCUUAAUAAUCCGAAAUUUCAACAUUUGAUGAAAUCGAAAGAUGUCGAACACCAUUAUGAUGAGGGUGAAUUUGAGGAAUUGCCCAUCGAUCCACAACCUCCACCAAUUUAUCGUCCCACUUUCGAUGACAAUUUAACUUUCAAGUCGAAUCGCGUACAAAGACGUCCAAAAGGUGCCGAAUUGAAGCGUUCACCCAAGUCACCGAAGCCACCAUUGUCCGUAGUUGGUACGAGUAAGCGGCGAUUUCGCCCAUCACUUGUCAUCAAUGUUUGAGAAUGCCGAGGUCCAUUGGACGUUUUUACGUUAAAAAGUGUAUAUUAGGUUUAGGUUUUGUGCACCUAACGGUGCUUUGCGAUUUUUCUAGU
Messenger RNA from Bactrocera tryoni, 1412 nucleotides. RefSeq lists its product as uncharacterized. Bases 247 to 1320 code for a protein of 357 amino acids. NCBI's taxonomy places the organism in Eukaryota, Metazoa, Arthropoda, Insecta, Diptera, Tephritidae. The transcript is spliced from 3 exons. The record is from RefSeq and is a predicted model, not a curated record.